GCGGCCAGCUGAGCGUCACUUACAAACUUGAGUGGACCUCUGGAGCAGGAACACUUCUUCACUUCCUCAGAGUCGAGAGAGAGAAAGAGCAGAGAAGAAGGAGGAGGAGGAGAAGAAGAAGAAGAAGAAGAAGAAGGAGGCAAAGAUCAACUCUGCAGCUGUCUCGGGACACUCAGUGAAAGGACGUUUAUCACAAGCCGGCCGCCGACAUGAGCAGCAGCAAGAAGAUGGAGGACGAGGCCGUGCUGGACCGGGGGGCGUCCUUGGUCAAGCACAUCUGCGAUCAGGAGGAGGUCGAAGGUCAUCACACCGUUUACAUCGGUGUGAGAGUGCCCAAGAGCUAUCGCCGUCGGAGGCGUCACCGCCGGCGGCCCACCAGCGGCCAGAAGGACAGGAAGGCGGAGGGGACGUCUGACAAGUCGGACAACGAGGAAGUCGGCAACAGCAUCCUCAAGCCCCUCGUCUCGCCGGCGGCUGAGAGGAUCCGCUUCAUCCUCGGGGAGGAGGAUGACGGCCCGGCGCCCCCCCAGCUCUUCACCGAGCUGGACGAGCUGCUGUCGGUGGACGGGCAGGAGAUGGAGUGGAAGGAGACGGCCAGGUGGAUCAAGUUUGAGGAGAAGGUGGAGAAAGGCGGCGAGCGCUGGAGCAAACCCCACGUGGCCACCUUGUCCCUGCACAGCCUGUUUGAGCUGCGAACGUGCAUCGAGAAAGGCACCAUCAUGCUGGACAUGGACGCGUCCACUCUUCCUCAGGUCGUAGAGAUGAUCACUGACAACCAGAUUGAGAGCGGCCAGCUGAAGGCCGAGCUGAAGGACAAGGUGAUGUACACGUUGCUACGGAAACACCGCCACCAGACCAAGAAGUCCAACCUGCGCUCGCUGGCCGACAUCGGCAAGACGGUCUCCAGCGCAAGUAGGCUGUUUUCCAACCAGGAGAACGCUCGAAGUCCUCUGGAGAACUCAGUGACUUGCCUGUCGAGUCACGUCUCAUUGGAGGACUUGCAGAGCCAAAGGAGCGCCAGCAUGGACUGGCUCAACAGCCCCACCACCACCCACCGUAAUCUGACCUCCAGCAGCCUCAACGACAUUUCUGACAAGCCGGAGAAAGACCAGCUGAGGAACAAGUUCAUGAAGAAAUUGCCCAGAGACGCCGAGGCCUCCAACGUGCUGGUGGGCGAGGUGGACUUCCUGGACACUCCCUUUGUGGCUUUUGUACGUCUGCAGCAGGCCGUCAUGUUAGGAGCCUUGACCGAGGUUCCUGUUCCCACAAGGUUUUUAUUUAUCCUGCUUGGACCCAAAGGUAAAGCCAAGUCGUACCACGAGAUUGGACGAGCCAUCGCUACACUCAUGUCUGACGAGGUCUUCCAUGACAUCGCCUACAAGGCCAGAAGCCGCCAGGACCUGCUGGCCGGCAUCGACGAGUUCUUGGAUGAGGUGAUUGUGCUCCCCCCUGGCGAGUGGGACCCCGCCAUCAGGAUAGAGCCUCCCAAGACGCUGCCAUCCUCUGACAAAAGGAAAAACAUGUACGCGGGCGGAGACUCUCAGAUGAACGGCGACGCGCCUCAUGAUGGAGGUCACGGAGGAGGCGGACACGCUGUGGGGGAGGAGCUGGAGAAGACGGGAAGGUUUUGCGGCGGCCUCCUGCUGGACAUCAAGAGAAAAGCGCCUUUCUUUCUGAGCGACAUCACCGACGCCUUCCACAUCCAGGCCCUGUCGGCCAUUUUGUUUAUUUACCUGGGUACCGUGACCAAUGCCAUCACCUUUGGGGGCCUGCUGGGGGACGCCACAGAGAACAUGCAGGGCGUGCUGGAGAGCUUCCUGGGAACCGCCAUUGCUGGCGGCGUCUUCUGUCUGCUGGCAGGCCAGCCGCUCACCAUCCUCAGCAGCACCGGGCCCGUUCUCGUCUUCGAACGGCUGCUCUUCAACUUCAGCAAAGACAACGACUUUGACUACCUGGAGUUCCGUCUGUGGAUCGGCCUGUGGUCGGCGUUCUUCUGCCUGGUCCUGGUGGCCACCGACGCCAGCUUCCUGGUCAAGUACUUCACCCGCUUCACGGAGGAGGGCUUCUCUUGCCUCAUCAGCUUCAUCUUCAUCUACGACGCCUUCAAGAAGAUGAUCAAGCUGGCACACCACUUCCCCAUCAACUCCGACUUCCGGAUGGAGCGUGUCACGCAGUACGACUGCCUCUGCAUGGCGCCCACCGUCCUCGAAAACAACUCGGACUUCAGCGGCGACCCCUUAGAAGGAACCUCCAUCUGGUUCUGGAACAACACCGAUCUGCCCAUGAACGCCACGUGGUCGUCGCUCACUAGAUCCGAGUGCUUGAAGUACAAGGGCGAGCUGGUGGGCAAGGCGUGCGACUUCGUCCCGGACAUCACGCUCAUGUCCUUCAUCCUCUUCUUCGGCACCUAUAGCUGCUCCAUGGCGCUGAAGAAGUUCAAGUUCAGCCCCUUCUUCCCCACCACCGUCAGGAAACUCAUCAGUGACUUCGCCAUCAUCCUGACGAUUCUUAUCUUCUGUGGCGUGGACGUGCUGGUCGGCGUGGACACGCCCAAACUCAUCGUGCCAACUGAAUUCAAGCCGACCAGCCCCCUGCGAGGCUGGUUCGUGCCCCCGUUCGGUGGGAAUCCCUGGUGGGUGUACUUGGCCUCGGGCCUGCCCGCCCUGCUGGUCACCAUCCUGAUCUUCAUGGACCAGCAGAUCACAGCCGUCAUCGUCAACAGGAAGGAGCACAAACUGAAGAAAGGGGCGGGCUACCACCUGGAUCUGUUCUGGGUGGCGGUCCUCAUGGUGGUGUGCUCCUUCAUGGGUCUGCCGUGGUACGUGGCGGCCACCGUCAUCUCCAUCGCUCACAUCGACAGCUUGAAGAUGGAGACGGAGACGUCGGCUCCCGGGGAGCAGCCCAAGUUCCUGGGUGUCAGAGAGCAGAGGGUGACGGGCGUGUGUGUGUUCAUGCUCACUGGACUGUCUGUCUUCAUGGCUCCCAUUUUAAAGUUCAUCCCCAUGCCGGUGCUGUAUGGAGUCUUCCUCUACAUGGGGGUGGCCUCUCUCAACGGAGUGCAGUUCAUGGAUCGCCUCAAGCUGCUGUUGAUGCCGGCCAAGCAUCAACCCGACCUGAUUUACCUGCGACACGUUCCCCUUAGGAAGGUGCACCUGUUCACCUUCAUCCAGGUGCUCUGCCUGGCCCUGCUUUGGAUCCUCAAGUCCACCGUGGCCGCCAUCAUCUUCCCCGUCAUGAUCCUGGCGCUGGUGGCCGUGAGGAAGGCCAUGGACUACAUGUUCACGCAGCACGACCUCGGCUUCCUGGAUGACGUCAUCCCUGAGAAGGACAAGAAGAAGAAGGAGGACGAGAAGAAGAAGAAACGCAGCAGCAUCGACAGCGACGCCGAGGAUUCAGACUAUCCUUACAAUGAGAAUGUCCCCAGCAUUAAAAUCCCCAUGGACAUGAUGGAACAGGAACCCUUCUUAGGUGACAAGGCCUCAGACCCGGAGAAGUCCGCUUCAUUGCUUGAGCGACACACCUCGUGCUGAGCAGCUUCGCUACUACCAGGCCAACUGCUUGUCCAGCCCUGAGAUGAGUCCUCUGAAGCCUGUGCCUCAGAUUAGAAUCGACAUGGACCCGGACGACGCUCAUCCCUUCUACUGGAGGAGCCGAGGAUCCGAAACGUCUCUGUAGGUCCGCCAAGUCACGUCGGCGGCCCCCCCCCCCGGGCUAAUCCAGCGUGAGACCACUAUAUUUUCUUGUUGUUUUUUCAAGUCAAAAGUAAAUCAAGCAAGCAACGCCGAUGAACUCUUUUUCUUCUUCUACGCAAGUCAACUUCCAGCACCAUUCCCUCCACGCAUGGAGUCUUUUUAUAUCCACAUCAGUAAUCCUGCAUCUCCACUUUCUACGCUCAAAUCUUCGGAAGGUUUUUCCUGUAGCAGGAAAAAACACGCUACCUCUUUUAGCGCGACGUGUUCCAUCCACUCGCCAUGUUGUUGAUAGCGAACACAUUAACCCUUCAUCCAUGGGCAGGACGGUUUUCACUUUUGAUUCGCUUCUAAUCGGCUUCUGUUACUCGUUAAAAUUCUAUCAGACUUUUUGUUUGUUCUGAAAGAAGAAAUGAUUCUAUUUUGGUUUGAGUGUGUGUGUGUGUGUACGUUUUUCUUACUUUCUAUGAUUUUUUGCCGCAGUACGUCUGAUUUUCCUCACACUUUAGAUGAAACAGGAUGUUACCGAAGUGGCUUACAGAUGGAAGCCCGUUCCUCCCGCUGAAAGAAAUUAAAUAUCCCGAUGGUAACUCAGAAUUAUGGGAGAAAAAAGUAGAAAUGAUGAGAAAAAAGGUCAAAAUUAAGAUAAAAUGUCCAAAUUGGGGCAUAAAAAGUCAUAAAAAGAUUGGAAAGUCAUAAUUAUAAAAUAAAAAGUCAAAAUGACAAGAUAAAAUGUCAUAAUAAUGAAAUGAAAGUUAAAAUUAUGAGAUAAAAAGUCGUAACUCGGAGAUGAAAAAGUCGAAAUGACGACAUAAAAAGUCAUAAUUACGAGACUGGAGAGUCGUAAUUCUGAAAUAAAUUCACGAGAUAAAAAAAUAAAAAUUACAAGAUUAAAACUAAUCAUGAGAUAAAAAGUUGAAAUUAGUAAUUAUUAGUAAGAAUUUAAAUUAUGGUGUAAAAAGCCACAAUUAAAAAUCAAUCACUAUGAAACAAAAAUUGCAAAUUACGGGAUAAAAAGUCAAAGGUACGAGAAAAAAAAAAUCUAAAUGAUGAGAUAAAGUGAAAAUUAUGACAUAAAAAAAUCCCAAAUGUGAGACUGGAAAGUCGUAGUUCUGAAAUAAUGAGUCAAAAUUACGAGAUAAAAGCUCAUAAUGCGACACAAAAAGUUGAAAUUAUUAAUUGAAAAAAAACAAAAUAAAAAUAAAAAAUAAAAAUUACAAGAUUAAAACUAAUCACGAGAUAAAAAGUUGAAAUUAGUAAAUUAUUAUUAGUAAGAAUUGAAAUUAUGACAUAAAAAGCCACAAUUACAAGAUAAAAAUCAAUCACUAUGAAACAAAAAAAAAAACAAAAAGUGAAAAUUAUGACCCAAUGUGAGACUGGAAAGUCGUAGUUCUGAAAUAAUAAGUUAAAAUUCCGAGAUAAAAGUUCAUAAUGAUGACACAAAAAGUUGAAAUUAUUAAAUGAAAAAUCUAAAUUAAACUCCGAGAUAAGAAGGUGUAUUUCAUUCAUUUUCUACCGCUUUUUCCUCACGAGGGUCGCGGGGGUGCUGGAGCCUAUCCCAGCUGUCUUCGGGCGAGAGGCGGGGUACACCCUGGACUGGUCGCCAGCCAAUCACAGGGCACAUAUAGACAAACAACCAUUCACACUCACAUUCAUACCUAUGGACAAUUUGGAGUCACCAAUUAACCUAGCAUGUUUUUGGAAUGUGGGAGGAAACCGGAGUACCCGGAGAAAACCCACGCAUGCACGGGGAGAACAUGCAAACUCCACACAGAGAUGCCCAAGGGUGGAACCGAAGAAGGUGUAUUUAUGAGAUUAAAAUCUAAAUGAUGAGUCAAAAUGAUCACAUAAAAAAAUCAUAAUUAUGAGACUGCAAAGUCAUAAUUCUGAAAUAAAUUCAGAGAAAAGUCCUAAUUAUGAGACUGGAAAGUCAGAUUUAUGAAAUAAAAACUGAAAAUGACGAGCUAAAAACUCAUCAUUAUGACAUAAAAAGUCUGAAUUAUGUGAUAAAAAUCAAAAUGACGAGAUAAAACCUGACACUGAUGCCUUGGUCAUAUGGCCCUCGGCGCAUCAUUGGAUAUUUGAUCUCAUAAUUACGACUUUCUAUUUGUAAUUUAGACUUUUGGGAUAUUUGAUUCUUUCAGUGGCGGAAAGGGGCUUGCGUCCUCAUUGGAGGCUCAUUGGUAUCCUAAAGGGUUUAAGAGCCGUACAGUUGAAAUACUUGUCGUCAGAUGCUUGAAAUGGUUUUGACCAUCAUUAUUAUUGAUCUGUUAUCGGGUUUUCACCUCUUAUAAAACAUUUGAUCAAAACAGUAUUUUAUUAUAUGUGGGAAAAAACACCGUUUUGUACUUCUAACCACCAAAUUUAGGCCCAAUUUUUUUUUUAAUAUCUAAUUUCAGGGCGUCUCAAUUACUCAAAAACACAUCAAUUGUAGUCCUUUUUCAACCCCCCUCCCUCAGCACAAAUCUAGCUUAUUAUUAGAUAAUAUUUGAUUUUAGAGGCUUGGAUAAAUGAAUGAUUUCAUCUGGUUAGCUUAGCAUCAAGACCUGAAAUGUUGCCAAUUGCGUCAGUAAGAUUUGCUGUACUUUCAAAGCGCUGCUAGCAGAGGUCGUGUUCCUCCCUGCUGCCCCGUUUCUCAUCCACAUGCUAAGCAAACAUGCGGCUAACCUCAUGACUGCCUCACUGUCCAUAGAACGGCCAACAACAUUUUGCCAUUACGACUUCUCCGGAAUGUCGGAAGCUGAUUUUACGCCAACCUUGAACUCUCUCGUAAAGCAAAGUGCCCUCUGUUGCUAAUUUAGGCAACGCUCUACCAGAUUUCACUGAUUUGACAUCCCCAGGGGGACGCUAGAAAAUUCCAGGGCUAAUUUCAAGUUAUAAAACUCCCAAAAUAUGACAUCAUAACAAAGUAGUUUUGGUACCUGUAAAGAGAAGCGUCCUGUGUCACUAAUUUGGGCCACAAUCUGACAUCUCUGGAGCGACUGUAAACAAUUAAUUUUGUCAUUAAACUCGCCAAAUAUCUAAACUGAAUAACAGUGUAACACAUAAACCUAUUUUAAGUAACUUUGUCCUGUGCCUCUAAUUUAGGCGACACUCUAUACUCACUCUCCAUGAUAAUACUGAUUGAUUUAUAAGGUAUUUUUUUGUCAUGUAACUCUCCAAAAGGUCAAAAGUCGAAAAACAAAACUAUAAAAACCUGUUGCUUUGUUUCCCAUGAAGAUAAGUGUCCUGUGCCUGUAGUUUUGGUGACACCAAAAUGAUCAGAUGUUUCAGAAUAAUACAACUCUAUCCCUGUAACUCCUGAAAUGCAGUGACCCAUGUCCCUAAUUUAGGCGACACUCCAAACCAAAACCAUAAAGGUAACAUCUCCAGAGCGAUACUAAACUAUUUGACGGCUAUCUUUUAGUCUCAAGUUACAAAUAUCAGAUGUUUAAGAUGACUUAAACAUUGGUCCCCGUAAAAGAAAAGUGGCCUGCGUCCCUAAUUUAGGCGACACUCUACCAAAUGUCCUAAAUAUAACAUCUCCAGAGCGACACUAAACUAUUUGACGGCUAUCUUUUGGUCUCAAAUUACAAAUAUCAGAUGUUUAAGAUGACUUAAACAUUGGUCCCCGUAAAAGAAAAGUGGCCUGUGUCUCUAAUCUAGACGACACUCUACCAAAUCUCAGAAAUGUAACAUCUCCAGAGCGACACUAAACUAUUUGACGGCUAUCUUUUAGUCUCAAGUUACAAAUAUCAGAUGUUUAAGAUGACUUAAACAUUGGUCCCCGUAAAAGAAAAGUGGCCUGCGUCCCUAAUUUAGG
This is a messenger RNA of Doryrhamphus excisus (bluestripe pipefish), 7491 nucleotides long. It is a transcript of the gene slc4a4a, whose product is annotated as solute carrier family 4 member 4a. NCBI's taxonomy places the organism in Eukaryota, Metazoa, Chordata, Actinopteri, Syngnathiformes, Syngnathidae. Gene Ontology annotation, cellular component: plasma membrane; basolateral plasma membrane. Gene Ontology annotation, molecular function: solute:inorganic anion antiporter activity; monoatomic anion transmembrane transporter activity; sodium:bicarbonate symporter activity. Gene Ontology annotation, biological process: transmembrane transport; bicarbonate transport; regulation of intracellular pH. The record is from RefSeq and is a predicted model, not a curated record.